Anopheles coustani is the source of this 463-nucleotide messenger RNA. RefSeq names its product cx9C motif-containing protein 4. Bases 92 to 328 code for a protein of 78 amino acids. Gene Ontology annotation, cellular component: mitochondrial intermembrane space. The record is from RefSeq and is a predicted model, not a curated record. Lineage: Eukaryota; Metazoa; Arthropoda; Insecta; Diptera; Culicidae. The transcript has 2 exons.
UAGCCGGCACUAAGUUUUUUCGAUGUCAUUCUUUUUCCGCCGGGAAUAGAGUAAGAUAAUUUGCUGCAAUUGGGAAAUCAUCCAGUUUUUCAUGUCCAAAAGUAAAUCAAAAGAUCCGUGUAAAAUUGCAGCCUGUCGGAUACAGACUUGUUUGAAAGAGCACGAUUUCGACGAGGUGAAAUGUUAUGAUGUUAUCGACGAUAUGCGCCAGUGCUGUCUGAAGUGGCACAAGGUAUCGCUUUGCUGUUCCGGAAUACAACUGGAUCGUGAUUACAAAGCCGAGAAAGUAACUGCAGAACAAGAGCGAAGCAAUCAGUCGAAAAAGUAACACAGCUCGGAAUGAAUGCGGACCCUCGUCGCCCUUUCCGAAUUCCGAAGCGAAACUGGUUCCAGCGCAAUCCACGAACAUUCAGCUCCCUGGUAACCGGUACAGCACUAUUAAUCUUUUUUUCAAAACCGCUGU